Hypoxylon trugodes is the source of this 2072-nucleotide messenger RNA. RefSeq lists its product as uncharacterized. Gene Ontology annotation, biological process: transmembrane transport. The record is from RefSeq and is a predicted model, not a curated record. The transcript is spliced from 5 exons. NCBI's taxonomy places the organism in Eukaryota, Fungi, Ascomycota, Sordariomycetes, Xylariales, Hypoxylaceae. Gene Ontology annotation, molecular function: myo-inositol:proton symporter activity. Gene Ontology annotation, cellular component: membrane. The coding region runs from base 203 to 2035 and encodes 610 amino acids.
CGUGAUAAUGUACCUAUGUAUUUUCCAACUAAGAGCGGCGUCGAAGUGCCUAUUACGAAAAUGAGUAUUUAUAUAAAGACACUUCAAGCCGCUCUGUCGGGCCUGACGAUCAUAUACCUAAUGCAGGAGCCACUUCAUUCGUAGAAAAGCUCGAGGUUCAAAGAGUCAUUCUAUCUCAACAUACUCUUCGUCGUCUUCAAAGAUGGCUGACCACGCGAAUGAACCCGAAGACUUGAAGGGUCAGCUCGACGUGUCUCACGUCGAACACCCUGCUCAGGAUUAUGCCCAGAACGUUAAUGCUAGGAUCAUUAACCCACUCGCCGGCAUCUCAAAGGACAAUCUUCGAGUCCAAGUACGGAGUUUCUGCAUCGAAUACGGCUUCCAGGAAAAGGAAGACGUAUUCUUCCGAGGUGCUCUAGCAGCUCAAAAUCCCAUCGAGGAGGACUAUACGAACAUUCCCGAGCUAACAGACGACGAUAAAAUCGCCUUAAAACGGGAGAUCACGCAUAAAUGGCAUUUACCACGACACUUGUACUACGCGAUCGCGUUAUGCUCCCUCGGAUCCGCGCUUCAGGGAUGGGAUAACACGGGCGCGAACGGAGCUAACCUGUCUUUCCCGCAAGAAUUCGGUAUCGCGGAUAACCAAUGGCUGAUUGGUGUCAUUAACUCCGCGCCGACACUCUUCGGUCUCUGCAGCGCGUGGGCGGCUGAUCCGAUUAACAACUGGAUCGGUAGACGAGGUACCAUUUUCGUAACUGGUCUAUUCUGUAUCUUCCCCGUGUUAGCCCAGGCUUUUACGCACAGCUGGUGGGAAUUGUUACUCUGCCGUCUGUUUAUGGGAUUAGGUAUGGGUAUUAAGAUCUCGGUGAUUCCGAUUUAUACUGCUGAGGUGUCUCCUGCUUCGAUUCGUGGCGGUAUGGUUACGAGUUUUCAACUUUGGGUGGCUUUUGGUAUCAUGAUUGGAAUGGUCUUCAACCUCGCAUUUUACCGUAUCGGAGAUCUAGCAUGGCGAUUUCAACUUGCAGCUGCGUUCGCUCCCGCGAUCCCUGUUGUAUUGCUAGUCUGGUGGUGUCCCGAAUCCCCCCGUUGGCUAAUGAAGAAAGGACGAUACCAACAAGCCUUCCGCUCCUUCUGCCGUCUUCGCAACACCGAAAUGCAAGCCGCGCGCGAAUUAUACUACGCCCACCGACAAGUCAUAGAAGAACGAUCCGCCUUCGCCGGAACCACACUAGGCCGCCGAAUCUGGGACUUAGUAUCAGUCCCGCGUCUCCGCCGAGCCACUCUAGCCAGCGCCUGGAUCGUCAUCUCGCAGCAAUUCUCAGGCAUCAACAUCAUGGCAUUCUACUCGUCUACCAUCUUCUCCAACGCCGGGUACUCAACUCUUAGCACAUUACUAGCAUCAUUCGGUUACGGUCUUAUUAUGUUCAUCUUCGCCUUCCCGGCAUUGUACACCAUGGAUACAUUCGGUCGACGUAAUUUAUUAUUAUUAACAUUCCCCAACAUGGCGUGGUGUCUACUCGCCGCUGGCCUGUGCUUCUUUUUGUCCACCGACAACCCGGCACGCGUGCCGCUAAUCGCAUUCUUCAUCUAUCUGUUCACAGCACUAUACGGGCCGGGGAUGGGUCCUAUGCCCUCCAUUUACUUCUCCGAGGCCUUCCCCUUGUCUCACCGAGAGAUUGGAGGCGCCUUCACCAUCUGUAUCAAUAACGCCGUAGGCAGCGCGCUGAGUCUCACAUUCCCCGCUCUUCUCGCUCGUGUAGGUCCUACCGCAGCUUUUGGCCUUUAUGCAGGCCUCAAUAUGGUGGCAUUCUUCGUUAUUUUCCUCAUAGUCCCCGAAACCAAGCAACGAACCUUGGAGGAACUCGAUUAUAUAUUUGGUGUUCCUACUUCAAAACACAUAGCCUAUCAGAUCAAGACGUGGUUGCCGUGGUGGAUCAAACGUUACGUCUUCUUCCAAAGGGACGCGAAGCUGAGGCCCCUGUACCAAUUGGAAGGAUAUUCUGCUCAGCAUGACGAUGAGGAGCAAACCGUAUAACCUUUUUGCUAUGAAAGACGGCAUAGAAGCUGCAACU